This is a messenger RNA of Larimichthys crocea (large yellow croaker), 2272 nucleotides long. RefSeq names its product transmembrane protein 117 (gene tmem117). Gene Ontology annotation, biological process: intrinsic apoptotic signaling pathway in response to endoplasmic reticulum stress. The record is from RefSeq and is a predicted model, not a curated record. Lineage: Eukaryota; Metazoa; Chordata; Actinopteri; Sciaenidae.
CAUCACGUUUUAUUUUGAAAGGUGUGAGUGGAAGUUGUAUGUUAGUGCCGGCGCUGACUUGACGCUGAUGAAUCAACGUGUUUGGGUACAUCGCGUUGCACUGUUGUUUUGCGUGCUGUGUGGACCCAGCUAUCUCCAUCCACUCUCCAGCAGCAGCACCGGCGGCAGCGGCAGCGUCCCAUUAGCAGCCCAGAAAACUGCAUCAUCUGGCGGGAACCACGCUGACGAAGCACCCGCCUGGCUGAGCUAGCCCGUCCGGCGCAUGGACGGUCCAGCACGAUGGCAGAGGUUUUGGGGGUGCCUCUGUUGUAUACCAACAACAGGUCGCAUGGAUGAUUCCUCCCCAACCCUCCCGUGUCUUCUCGUGUUUUUUUGGGGGGGUGAUGAUGAUUAGAGCGCCGCUGACGGCUUGAUGUGGAAGAGAGAGCCGUGCGUGAGCGCGGCAUCUCGGCUUCUCGUCCUGGCUGUCGACUGACUGAGAGCAAAAACGGCGUGGAGCAGGUGUAGCGUGGCUGGGGGGCUCAGCAGGAUGGAAAUAGAUGCCCGUUUUCGCUACUAUUUCCAGCACCCCUGGUCGCGUCUCAUCGUGGCCUACCUCGUCACCUUCUUCAACUUCCUCAUCUUCGCGGAGGACCCUGUCUCUCACAGUCAGACAGAGGCCCAUAUGAUUGUGGUGGGCAACUGCUUCUCCUUCCUCUUCAACAAGUACCCUGGCCUCGGAUGGAACAUCCUGAAAGUAGUGUGCUGGACACUUGCCAUAAUCAUUGGCCUGUUAGCCGGGAAGUUUAUAUUCCACCGCCAGCUCUUUGGUCGAUACCUGCGCCUGAAAAUGUUCCGCGAGGAUCACGGCUCCUGGAUGACCAUGUUCUUCAGCAUCAUCCUCUUCCUCUUCAUCUUCUCACACAUCUACAACCUUAUCCUGCUGGUGGCUGGGAGCAUGAAGCCUCACAUGGUGACAGAGUACAUGGGCAUCAGGAAUGAGAGCUUUAUGAAGAUUGCUGCGGUGGGGACGUGGAUGGGAGACUUUGUCACUGCUUGGAUGGUGACAGACAUGAUGCUCCAGGAUCAACACUACCCAGACUGGGGAAAAGCUGCAAGAAAGUUCUGGAAACGAGGCAACAACAGGAUUGUUCUCUUCUGGACAGUGCUCAUCUCUCUGACGUCGGUGGUGGUUCUUGUCAUCAGUACCGACUGGAUCAGCUGGGACAACCUAAACCGAGGCUUGCCGAGCGACGAGGUCUCCAGAGCCUUCCUGGCCUCCUUCAUUUUGGUCUUCGACCUUCUCAUUGUCAUGCAGGACUGGGAGUUCCCUCACUUCAUGGGUGACCUGGAUAUGAAUCUACCAGGAAUGUCGACAACCCACGUGAAGGUCAAGCUUCCUGUCUGCAAGAGUAUCUUUAAAGAGGAGUACCACAUUCACAUCACAGGUAAGUGGUUCAACUACGGCAUCAUCUUUCUCGUGCUGAUUUUGGACCUCAACAUGUGGAAGAACCAGAUCUUCUACAAGCCCUACGAGUACGGUCAGUACGUCGGUCCCGGUGAGAAGAUCUACACAGUGGAGGAGCCAGAAACACUGGUAAACUUCAACCACAGCACGCUCACCUACGAGUGGCGCUCCACCAACAUCAAUCCCAGCACCAAUCUAACCUACGUGGAACGCGACAUGUUCCUCCACAGCCGCUACACCGGAACCAGUCUGGACGUCAAGUGCCUGGCUUUCAUCCCGAGCCUGGCGGCGUUCGUCCUCUUCGGGUUCUUCAUCUGGUUAUUCGGCCGAUUUCAGGACAGCGAGACCUUUACAGAAAACCAGGACAAGACGUAUGAGAGGAUAAAGAGGAAGUCACCGUCGGAGUACAGCAAGGAGAUGGGCGUGACGCCGGAGGAGGCGCAUGUGACUAUGAGUGAUAGUCUGAGGCGAUCCGGAACACCCAUGCUGCUUUCAGUGGACGGGCCACACUUUGGAACGACGCCCUCGACGAACUCGACGAUUUCCAUGGAAACCCAAGAGACACAUCCGAGCAUUGUGAUUGACAGUGUAGAGCAGGAGGAACCAGCAGUCUCUUUCGAUGUCCACAAGCUCUCUCCGUGACCUUAUGAACGUCUCUGAAUCACAUGACUGUGGACAAAGUAGUACUUUAAUUGAUGCUUUUCUUCGGUUAUGACCAAGCUGCAACAGACGUUGAACACAACUGUUCGUGAGGUUCAGGAAAAAGGACAAAGUGAUGUCACGUGAUCACCAGUCCUGAUGGUUAUUGCAGUCGUUUGAGUAUAU